Molecule: messenger RNA, 6576 nt
Organism: Acinonyx jubatus (cheetah)
Lineage: Eukaryota; Metazoa; Chordata; Mammalia; Carnivora; Felidae
Gene: CASP10
Product: caspase 10
Exons: 10
Coding region: 494-2065 (523 amino acids)
Biological process (GO): negative regulation of extrinsic apoptotic signaling pathway via death domain receptors; proteolysis
Molecular function (GO): protein binding
Source: RefSeq, a predicted model, not a curated record
UUUCUUUCUUUCCCUCCUUCUCUCGUAUCCUCUCCUUCUCUCCUUUUCCAAUUCUCUCUCUUUCUUUUUUUGAUUCUCCAAUCUUAGUGAUCCAAGGGAAAGGCUAAAAACAGUGCCUUCCAAGAGUUCAUUUGCAGCAGUCUUUGGUUUAGCCUGGGAAAAUCCCUAGCUGUCCGGCAGGAAAGUUGUAACUCUUGCCUUUAGGAGGCGCUGUUUGUCAGAGUUAUCCUAAACCUGGAAAAGGGAGGGGGAGAGGCCGUCAAGGGAGCUAUGACGUGAGCAGGAAGUUAAUUAUCAAGUUACCCGAACCGGGACAUCCAGUUUUCACUUGCAUAGGCAGAAAGUCUUGAGUUCUCUUCCCGCGCAAAUGGGAGCUUCCCUGGAACGUGGAUUACACAGAGAAUUUUAAUUUCUUAAAAACUUGUUUUCAGGCAGUUUCCCCCGGAACCAUUUACCUCCAGAGGACGAGCGGAAUUUGAUCUGAAGGCUGGCCAUGACAUCUCAAGGUCAAAGUUUGAGGUUCCGUUCAGAUGAUAAUUGUCAAGUGAACUUCCGUGAGAAGCUUCUGAUUAUUGAUUCAAACCUGGAGGCCCAAGAUGUGGAGGGCUUGAAGUUUCUCUGCCGAGACUGGAUCUCCCACAAGAAGCUGGAGAAGUCCAGCUCAGCCUCGGAUAUUUUUGAUCAUCUGUUGGCAGAGGAGCUGCUGAGUGAGGAAGACCCCUUCUUCCUAGCAGAACUCCUCUAUAUACUCAAACAGAAUUCGCUGCUGCGGUACCUCCGCCAAAGCAGAGAGCAAGUGGAGAGUUUGCUGCCCACCCGAAGGAGGGUCUCUCUGUUCAGAAACCUGCUGUACGAACUGUCAGAGGGAAUCGGCUCAGAGAACUUAAAGGACAUGGUCUUCCUUAUGAGGGAAUCGAUUCCCAAAAUCCAGAUGACCUCUCUAAGUUUCCUGGCAUAUCUGGAGAAACAAGCUCUAAUAGAUGAAGAUAAUCUGAUGUUACUGGAGGAUCUCUGCAGAAAAGUUGUACCUAACCUUAUGAGAAAGAUAGAAAAAUAUAAGAGAGAGAAAGCCUCCCAGGUAGUGACACCUCCUGUUGACCAGGAAACUGAGUCAUUGCAUCAAGGAGAGGAAGAACUAUUUUCCCGUUCAGAUGUUAACCAAUUCUUUGGAGCCUUACAGGUAGGUUCAAUGAUGUGUUGGCAAAUGGGAAAUGCUGGAUCAUAUGGCGACAGAGAAACCCUGGUCUCCAUAGAGAUGUUGGGAGCAUCUGCUGAGACUUUAACUUCUGAAACCAGCACAAAGGAAGCAACUGUGUACAGAAUGGAUCGGAAGCACAGAGGCCACUGUGUUGUUGUCAAUAACCACAGCUUUACCUCACUCUCAGAUCGACCAGGGACUCAUAGAGAUGCUGAGUGCUUGGAGCGUGUGUUUCAGUGGCUGGGGUUCAGCGUACAUAUAUAUAAUAAUGUGACCAAAGGACGUCUAGAUGAGGUUCUGAAGGAAUAUAAGAGUCAUCCAGGCCAUGCUGAUGGCGAUUGCUUUGUGUUCUGUGUUCUGACCCAUGGGAAAUUUGGAGCUGUCUACUCCUCAGAUGAGGCCCUUGUUCCCAUUCGGGAGAUCAUGUCUCAUUUCACAGCCCAGCAGUGCCCUGGCCUGGCUCAUAAACCCAAACUCUUUUUUAUCCAGGCCUGUCAGGGUGAAGAGAUACAACCUUCUGUAUCCAUUGAAGCAGAUGCUGUAAAUUCCGAGCAUUCACCUCCUACCCCUUCCCUUCUGGCCAGUGUUCCCAGUGAUGCAGAUUUCCUUCUUGGCCUGGCCACUGUCCCUGGCUAUGUAUCCUUUCGGCAUGUAGAGGAAGGCAGCUGGUAUAUUCAGUCUCUGUAUAAUAAUCUGAAGAACUUGGUCCCAAGACAUGAAGAUAUCUUAUCCAUCCUCACUGCUGUCAACAAUGAUGUGAGUCAACAAGCAAACAAAGAAGGAACAAAGAGACAGAUGCCCCAACCUGCUUAUACACUACGGAAAAAACUAGUAUUUCCUGUGCCACAGGAAAAACUUUUAUUGUAGUAGAGAGUUCUCAAUGACUCUUUGACUUCAAAGGAAACUUUGGUCAUCUCUUCCAAUCUCCCACCCACCAUAGGAAUCAUUGAUAGAUGGUGAGCCUGUCAUUCUAAUAGGAAAUGCCCUAUUUUCUGAUUCAACAAAUUCUUUAAAAAAAUUUUUUUUUAUUUUUGACAAGUCUAAUUGUUAGAACACUUUCUUUAUUGAAGCCUUUGGUUGUAGUCUUGGCAUUAGUUUUGUGCCCUGAGAAAAAGCAAUUGGCCUUGGUUUGUGUAUCUGUGAGGUAAAAGGUAGUACCAGAUACAUUUUAAGAUUCCUUUGAGCUCUAAAGAACCACUAUUCUUAACCUCAACUGAGCUUUGGUUUCCUCUCUGUAUGACCACCCCUUGUGAACAUUCGGUGUCCCUUUUGCAUAGCCUUGUUUUGGACAUUGGAUAAUGAUGAGAUCACACAUGGUUCAUUGACCCUUUCUCUGCUCUCCACUUCCUAAGGCUUCUCAUCUACACAUCUGCUGGGGUGAAAUUUUUGUCUAUAUGAUGCCCAUUUCCAGCUUUAGUAUAACGAAGGUGUUCCCACAGGAACUCUUUAUCUUGGGUUGGGAACAGGUUUGGCUCUAGGAAGAUGAUAGUUCAGUAUGAAGAAGACAACUCAGCCACUCUGGGAUCAGAGACUUUACAGGCUGAGGUUAAAUUCUGUGUCAAUCAGAACUUUUCAGGUGCUGAUGACAGAACACCCACAUCACACCAACCAAAGCAAAGAAAGGAAUUUAUUGCCUCGUUCAUCUGAAAACACACAAUUGGGUAGUGCUGGCUUCAGGUGAAGCUUGAAUCAGGACUCAGUCUGCACUAUAGCAUCUCUCUCUUGGUCAGAGGUUCUUUUGGUGGCUGCACUGUGCUGACUAAAGCCAACAGCCCCUGCCUUGUCUCCAACAUGCUCUGUUUCUCUGGCCCAAAGAAUUGAGGAGAGAGACAGCUUUAGGGAUGAAGCUAUUCACAGAAGUUGUUGUCCUCUCCUUAGAGAGUUGUCUGGCUGUGCCUUGGUGGGGAGUGUGGUUCUGUAUGGAAGCCUUGCUACUUUUUACAUUAAGGUUUUGAAUAUCUUUAUGUAUGUGAACUUUUUUUUUUCAAUUUCAAGAGGAAUUUUUCUUUUUUAUUUUCUAAGGGAGGGAGAUUGAAAGUCCUGUACCUAAGGCCUUUAUUUAUUGGUGAAGAGGUUGAGGCCCAAGGAGGCAGAGUGAUUUGCUAUAGUCCCCCAGCCAGUUAUUGUUUACAGGGUUUUAUUUCCCACUUGAGUGAACUGGAAUGUCAUGGGACAUAACAGGGCUUUUUAGGAACAUUUCCUUGGAUAUGUAGACAUCCAUGAAAGAUAUCCAGGAAUGAAGAAGAAUAACUCUCAGUGAUGCCUGAUUUUGUAAUUAUUAACGUGUAAGUCAAAUGAUCUUCCAGAACCUUUGUAUAUACAAGCCAAGGCGAACAGCUGGUGAUUACAGUCCUUCCCCAGUUGAAUAUACACAGCUUUUGGCCACUUCAUAGUCCUUCUCUGCAAGUGAAAGAUGGUGUGGUACAAAGCAAAGAGCAAAGAAUCUGGAGAUAGAAGCCUUUGGUUUCUGUUUUGCCUUGUGACUUUCUGGCUCUGAGACACUAAGUCAAGCUAGUUUUUCGAGCCUUAUCUAUAAAGUAGAGAAAAAUUACCUAUUUAAGAUAAGGAUAGGUUAAUAUAUAAAUCCAUUUAAAUCUAGUUGUUGUGAGGUAUAUACAAGACCUUUACGUGGCAGAUACCUCUGGCAGUCACCUAACGGAAAUAGAGUUUGAGUUCCUUUGUGUCUAAUUCCAGCUGAAUUUCAGCCACAAAUCAAUACUAAUACCCACCAAUGUCCUCUUAGGGAAAUGUUGGUUUUCCCCGGCCUGAUUCACAAUGUCCCGGCAGCAGCAGGCUAGCUCUUGGCUCUGAAUCCAGCUGGACAAAACACUGCUAAUGAACUCUCCUUCCUCAGCAACAUUUGGGGUUUUAUGUAUAAGUCCCGGUCCUGUGGUCUAUUUUGUAUUUUUGUUUUGCUGGAACUUAGUGGUUGUGCAAGGUUAAGUUCUAGGAUCAGGAAACUUUCCCAUGAAUUUUCUUUUCAGAGUUCUCCAGCAGGCACUUUAGGGGUCACUAGACAUUUAUGACUGUAAGUCACACACCUAUGCAGACAGUAGGAGUACAAUCAUCCUUCAGUCAUUUCUCCUAAAUGGAGCAUCUACACACUUUUCCCUCGUCUGUGUGUGUGUAUGUGUGUGUGUGUGUGUGCGCGCCCACGUGUGUGAUAAUUUAGAGUGGAGCACAGCAAGUGAUUUGGUCACAGCUAUUCAGCAGAGACUACCGCCACUGUCUGUGCAGACAUUUAUGAAAGAAAUGUGCAGACCCAGUGAGGUUUCUGUAUAUUUUGCCUAGUUUUGCUCAACCUACAAGAGCUGUAGUUAGAUUUUUUCUUUGUUUUCUUUUUUUUUUCUCAAAAGUUGGGCUUAUACCAAACAAAAUGAAGGACGUGGAAAAUUUUAAUAGAAUAUUAUACAAAUGUUAGUUACUUAAUAAUGAUACUCUUGGUGUUGAUUAUUAUUAGAGAUAUUAGUCACCACAGCAUCCUAGUGGCCUCUGCUACAAGGUUUCACCAUGGCAGUGGGCAGUUGUGAUAUCACCAGGGUUUCCCUUAACCAGUGCUCAGGUAAUUCAAACAUACAAGCAGCUGGUACAAUAUGGUUACUGACCAAUCAAAACACAUUGACCAGUAUGUAUAACACUAUGGUGAAUGCUGCUGAAUAGCAGCCCCUUAUCAAUCAAUGAUCAAGUCUCCACUGAGGUAGACCAAAUUAGAAGUUUACUUCAUUUUGUAGAUAACUUUUGUGCCAUAUUUGAUUCACAAAAUCUUCUAGGUCAGAUACUUUAUGAGUGAUUUAGUGAAGUUGUUCUCAACCUUGGAAUUCUUGGGUCCUUAGAUGUUUGUGGAGUUAUUCUCAGGGUCUAUGAGUUCUCCACCUUCACUUUGAAAUGUUGUAAUUCCUUUUUGGUGAUAAUCUUAAAAAUUAAUAGGGAUGCAUCCUGGCUCUUCUGCAUAAUCAUAUUUGAGCAACUUUUGUGCUCACAUCCUGUGCCCAUAGAAAGUGAUGAACUUUGCAUUGAGCUUUUUAAUGUAGCAUGGAUUGGGGUCCAUGGCCAGAGGUCCUCAGAUUUACUGUCAGGCACCAGUGGUUAAUCUAUUUGAAACCUGCUCCAGUUCAUCCUCUUAAGCCAUGAUAGACUCCUAGACCAUCAUCCCUCAACCACUGCUUAACUCUCAACAGAGAGAACUCACACUACAUACAAAGCCAUGGACUGGGGAGCUUGGAAGGACCCUAGAGAACCCAUGGUCCAGCCUUCAGGGUGUAAAAAGGCUUACUAAAGUCUUACAGCUGUUAGUGGAACAUUUGCAAUCCUGUGUAUUUCCUGAUUUGCAAUCUUGCCGCCUGGUUUUACUUUUGGACAGCUUUAAUUGUUCUUUUCCCUGUGGUGACUUGAAUCUACCUGCUUAGAACAUACUUAAAUCCAUUGCCUCUCAUUCUAAACUCUGGAGCCAUACCAAAGACAUGUAACUCUCUUCUGGUUAAGUACAUGUUUCAUGUGACAAGUUAUUUAGCUUUCUUUCUGGUAGGAUCUGGCUCUCCUCAGAAGUCUGCAGGGGCACCUGGGUGACUCAGUCGGUUGAGCGUCUGACUCUUGAUUUCAACUCAGGUCAUGAUCCCAGGGUUGUGGAAUCCAGCCCCUCACUGGGCUCUGACUGAGCGUGGAGCCUACAUGAGAUUCUCUCUCUCUCUGUCUCUGUCUCUCUCUCUCUGCCCCUUUCCCCUGCUCACUUUAAAAUUAAAAAGGGGAAAAAAAAAGUCUGCAGUUUGCUUUUAAGGAUGUGAAUAUCACAUUUGUAUCUUUGAACAGUAGCUGAAUUCCUAAAAAUGGAAGGCUUUUAAAAAAGUACUAGGGGAAAUUCUUUGUUUAAAGAAAGACUGAUUUGCUAAUACAAAGAAGCAUUUUAUAACAUAACUUUAGCAUAUAUGAAUUUUUAAAAGAGGAUUUUUCUAUUAAAAUUUUUAAAUUGUAUUAAUUUUUACUUUUUAAAUCUAUUUUUGAAUAGGUAUUAUCUUUACAUUGUUCAAAGAUAAGAAAAUACAAAGAGGUAUUCAAGAUAAGUGUUGCCUGCAUUUCUGUCCACUAAAUGCCCAGUCCUCCCACCUUUGCAUCCCAGAGAUAAUUUCAGGAUUUCUUAAUGCAAAUGCAAAUAUAGCAAGUACAAAUAUAUAUGUAUUUUAAAGUAGGCUUUUUUGGAAACAGAGUACAUACACUGUGAAACUCGUAUCUGUCAUUUGGUCUCAUUUUAAAUGAUUCUGUUAGAUGCUUGGAAGUACUGGUACAACUCUAGAACGGGAAUAACUUUAUGAGCUUUGAGGACUGGGUACUUGUACAUAGUAGUAAUUGACUCCAAUAAAAUAAAGGGAUUUUUUUCCUUUUUA